GUCUAGACCGAGGUUAUUCUGGGCUCCUCCAUUUUACCGUUACGAUCAACUUCUAAAUGAACUCCUACCUUCCGUCUCGUCUUCAACGUCUUCCUACGCCUCGUCUUCCUCUCUGUCUACUCCUCUCUCGUCUCUGCCCACCUCUAUCCCCUCUCCUUUGCAUCCUGUCUGUCGCUCUCUUUAUCUUUCCCUCUCUUUCUCUGUCCUAGCGGCCAAUGCCGUCUCAGACCGUCCCUCCAGUUCUACUGGAGCCGACUUUCACGGGUAUGAACGCCGAUGCCCCAGGAUCGAAGUCCGACAAUGACCAACGUGAAACAAAAGUAUCACUGGAAUCACUGCCUCUUCACGAUUACCCGCAUCCCUCGGGGAGGGAGCUUGACGUGGCUGGUCAGGACUCUCCAGCAUUCGCGACUCUCACCACCGCUCUCCAAUCUUCCACACUUGAGAACUCACGCCAUUCGUUACCUCUCUCACCAUCGCGGCGACCCAUGCACGCACACGCACGAAACUCCACUCCACUCCCUCACCACGUCCCUUCCAUCGCCCUCACAUCCGUAUCAUCCGUCUCCGCUCCCGGAACGGUCACUUCAACAACAUUCGACAUUCCCGGCACGAGUUAUAUCGACCGUAAUGAACGAGCCGGCUUACCUGGCCGAAGCGCUGAGCAGGAAUCCACGAGACGUGUCACCUCGUUUCUGAGUACUAACUCAAAGACUCAAAACGUAUUUCGAGGAUUGAAGAAUAGACCUUCAGGUGCAAGGGAGAGGAACCCGACGUCGAUGCAGCCUAUCUCAGAGCUCGGAGAGGAGGUCAAGAAGGAGUCUAAGCGGGAAUCAAAGGCAACGACCGUCCGAGGAGGAGGAAUGCUUAUGGAGCCCGAGCCGGUACUUUUCGAGGAGAUGAAAGCGCCUACGGGUGGGGGACAGGCCGGGAUGUUGUCUAUGCUACUACAGUACUAUGAUUCGAGGAGGGAAGAUGGUUUGCCGAUGGACAGCCAUGGCCAUCAUGCUGCCCUACUUUCUGGUCUCGACUGGAGCCACGAGGACUCAGACGAGUCUGAACCGCCGACACGGGUUGGCUCUCCGGAUAUCGAAAAGGCAUCAUGGAUCGAUGAUCAGGACGAGAGCGUUAAGGCUGCGCGGAGGGAGGAGCGCAGGCGAAAACGCGACACUGCUGCAGUCUUUAUUAAACACCACGUCGCGGAGAUUGUACAACGGCAAGAGUUCAUCCUUAAACUAGCCCGCGCGCUCAUGAUGUUCGGGGGCCCCUCCCACCGCCUUCAAGCGCAGAUACAAGCCACGGCACGCGUACUCGAACUAUCAAUCUCCUGCUUGUACCUCCCCGACGUCUUCCUGGUCUCGUUCGACGAUCCCGGCACCGGCACCUCGUUCCUCAAACUCAUUCGCCAAACCUCCGAGCUCGAUAUCGGGAAACUGCAGGAGACGAACACGGUUUACUGGCAGGCCACGCACGAUGAGAUUUCAGUGAGCGAGGCGAGCAAGGAGCUGGACAGGUUGAUGCUGGCAAAAUCUAUUUAUGGAAUGCCGGCGAUAAUCUUCUUUGGGGGGAUGGCGAGUGCGAGUAUCUGCAGCCUGGGGUUCAGCGGAAGUUUGGUCGAUAGCCUGAUGUCUUUCCCGCUGGGGGCGUUUGUGGUAUUUGUCCAGCUUAUGGCUGCGAAGAACGAGCUGUAUUCAAACGUGUUCGAACUCACCAUGACAACGUUGAUGAGCUUUCUUUGUGGGGCUCUAUCUGCAUCCAGGGUAUUCUGCUACACGGCCAUCGUUUCCAGCUCUAUCGUCCUCAUCCUACCCGGCUUCAUCGUUCUCAUCGGCUCCCUCGAGCUCGCCUCUCGGCAAAUCGUCGCUGGCGCCGUCCGUGUGGGGUUCGCCAUCAUAUUCUCUCUAUUCUUUGGUUUCGGUCUUGCUCUCGGUGCCCAAAUUUACCAACGCUCGACACACACGAACAUAGUUGGUAUUGAAGACUAUACUUGCGUUCAGAGCCACCGCAAGGACCUGUGGUAUCGGAAGACACCGUCGCCACAUUGGGCUUUCUUGACCGUUCCAAUGUUCUCUGUGUUUCUGAGCCUGAGGUGCAUGGCUCCGUGGAAUCGGAAAGAAAUCAUUCCUCUCGUCCUCAUCUCCUGCAUAGGAUGGGCCACGAAUCAUUUCAUGUCGCGUGUGUUCGUGAACCAGUUGGAUGUUAGCGCAGCUGUGGGCGGCUUCGCAGUCGGGUUCAUAUCAAACCUGUACGGCAAGAUGUUCAAGGGAAAUGCUUUUGUUGUCAUGAUCACCGGCAUUCUGUUCCAACUCCCCUCCGGUCUAUCCAACAACGGUCUCCUGCACUUCGCCUCCGAAGCAUCACAAGGUUACUCUGAAUCCUACCUUUCCGGGUUCCAAGUUGCGUUGCAGCUCAUCUCGGUGGCAAUCGGAUUGACGGUUGGGUUAAGUAUUUCGCUCGUCAUUGUGAACCCUAUUCUAAGCCGGAGGAGGAAGAGCGGCGUUUUCAGCCUUUGAGUAAGGUAUUGAUCGUCAUGAUUCUCUCUCCAUGGUCAACGCCCGCCUUCUCCGUCUGGUGUCUUGGUCUUAUUUACCGUCGUUACAGUCUUCUCUCCCUGUUCAUAUCCUUCACUCUCAUCGCGAUAUCAUGGUCCCUAGCACCUGGACCUCUCGCCAAGUUCCUCUACGCUCUCAUUCUUUGUUCUCCAUUGCAUCAUGCGCCCUCUGAAUAUCCUCCACCACAAUCAUAUAUUAUUUUUUCCGUUCUUGUAUCUAUAUGAUCCCUCCUCACGACAUACCACCAUUCUAGAGCUUUAGACUUCAUCGCAUCGUUAC
Molecule: messenger RNA, 2831 nt
Organism: Stereum hirsutum FP-91666 SS1
Lineage: Eukaryota; Fungi; Basidiomycota; Agaricomycetes; Russulales; Stereaceae
Product: DUF1212-domain-containing protein
Exons: 10
Coding region: 489-2513 (674 amino acids)
Biological process (GO): transmembrane transport
Molecular function (GO): transmembrane transporter activity
Source: RefSeq, a predicted model, not a curated record